CCAGACCCCUCCCUCUCUUUCUCGAGCCCCUACCUCUCCCCUUGCCACCUUUGUUUCUGUCUCCUUUUUCUCUGUCACCUACCCUGCCUCUCUCUCUCUCUCUCUCUCUCUCUCUCUCUGCGUUUUCAUUCUCUGAUGGGCUGGAACCAGUGUAGUUUAUUAGGAGGUAAUGCCACUGCUAUAACCUUGUUUAGCAGCUGAAACCAGAAUAAAAAAAAGGCCCUCUUCUCUGCUGGAGCAUGUUUUUUUGUAGUCUUUCUCCGUGUUUGUGUGUGUUGAGCUUCAAAUGGAACCUGCUCAUCUCUCUUCUUUUUCCUUAACGUAUUCUCCUGUGAGCCCUUGAGUGCCAGGGACACAACCACAACCUCCAUUUUUAGAAGAGACCCACCUUUAUUUUUUAGGAGAUGAUAUGGGUUUGGCUCUGAAGCUUCUUCCCCAGGAGCAGCAUUUUCGGCAAAAAUCCACCUUUAUUUUUCAAAAGAUGAAAUGGGUUGCCCUCAAACUUCUCCAAGAGCAGCAUUUUUAGCUAGAAUCUACCUUUAUUUUUCAAAAGAGGAAUGGGUUGCUCUUCUUCCUCUAGUCUAUUUCGCUAAAACCCCAAAUAAACCACUCAUCCUCCAUUUUUUUGCAGAACCCCACCUCCUUUUCAUAUCUAGAGCCUUCCAAAAAGACCACCUUUCUUACCUUUUCUAACCCAACUCCUUCCUUGAGCAGAACCCUUACUGUGGCUAAAAACAAUGGGAUGUGUUGCCUCCAAGCUAGAGGAAGAAGAAGUGGUAUCUAUUUGCAGAGAGAGAAAAAGGUUCUUGAAGUUAGCUGUGGAGAGAAGAUAUCUUCUCGCAGAUGCACAUUGUAGGUACUAUCAAGCCCUCUAUGCAGUAGCAGCAGCCAUAAAACUUUUUGUAGCUCGCCAUUCUUCCCCUUCUUCACCAUUUCUCAUCACCUUCCCUCCACCUAGUCCACCAUCUCCACCCAUCCAAAAUGUUAUCUCCAACCCAAUGUUCCUCCAACAGGAGCCAUCUGAGUCAACCCAAGAAGCCAUUGCUUGUGAUUCAGUUGAUUCUUCAACACCCUCAGACUCUUCUGAAGAAGAAGAAGAAGAAGAAGAAGAGAAACAACAGGACACAAAGAGAGAAGAACAAGUUUGUGGGUACUUUUAUAUGCAAAUGCCACCUUCAACGCCAUCACCACAGAAGGAGUUUGGGUGGGAUUUCUUCAAUCCAUUUGAUGGGGUAAGACCAGAGGUGAUAAGCGGUUAUAGCAGGUUCUCUGAGGAUGAUUUGAGGGCGGUCAGGGAGGAGGAGGGCAUCCCAGAGCUGGAGGAUGAAGGGGAUAGAGGAGAGGAAGAGAACAAUGUGGUGGUGAGGGCUGAAGAGAAAGGAAAUGGAGAAAAUGAGAAGGAGAGUGGAGUUGAAGUUGUGGGAACUGUGAUUGAUGCCAAUGUAGGCCAGGAGGAGCAGAAGGGGCUUACAGUUAUCGAUACCCCGGCCCGGGGAAGGGAACUGUUGGAUGCAUUGAAGGAUAUUGAGGACCAUUUCAUUAGGGCUUAUGAUUCUGGUAAGGAUGUCUCCAGGAUGCUAGAGGCCAGUAGAGUUCAUAUGCUCUCUGGUUUAGAGGAAAUAAAAGGGAACUCGACAAAACUCAUCCAAGCUAUCACAUGGCACCGUAGCUCAUCACGGUCUUCAUCCUGUAAGAGUCUUGUGGCAUCCAGCUCCAAGAGCUCUUCAACAUGGACAGAAUAUAAGAAUGAUCUUUUCGAUGAUUGUGGAGGAAUGAACUCAGGAAGCCAUUCAUUAACACUGGGAAGGCUGUAUGCUUGGGAAAAGAAGCUCUAUGAUGAGGUUAAGGCUGGAGACAGUACUCGGAAAAUCUACGAGAGGAAGUGUUCACAACUGAGAAACAAGGAUGUGAGAGGAGAUGAUGAACUUUCUGUGGACAAAACCAGAGCUGCAGUGAAGGAUUUAUAUGCUAGAAUCUUGGUUGCAAUAAGGAGUGCUGAGUCGAUCUCGAAAAGAAUUCAGAAACUGAGGGAUGAAGAACUGCAGCCCCAGAUAAUGGAGCUGUUAAAAGGCCUAAUGCAAACCUGGAAGAUAAUGUUGGAAUCCCAUCAAACCCAGAACCAGAUUCUGUUUGAAGUGAAGUCUUUUACCUGCCCAUCGUAUGGGAAAUUCUGCAAUGAGUCUCACCGGCUUGCAACUCUUCAGUUGGAGGCUGAGCUUCUGAAUUGGCGUGCAUGCUUCGGGGAGUAUAUUAUGGCACAAAAAGCGUAUAUUGAAGCUCUCCAUGGAUGGCUCUCCAAGUUUGUAGUCCCUGAGGUUGAAUUCUGCUCACGAGGCAGACGCUCAGCUCCGCCAUGCCAAGCCAAUGGGCCACCGCUGCUCAUAACCUGCCAUGAUUGGCUAUCUUCCUUACAGAAGUUGCCAGACGAGACUGUUUCCCGAGCCAUGAAAAGCUUUGGGAAGGAUAUAAAAGCUUUGUGGGCUCAUCAAGGGGAGGAACAGCAACAGAAGAGGAAGGUGGAUGGUCUUGCAAAAGAGCUUGACAGGAGGAUUCUAGCCUUCCAGAAGGCAGAGAACAGAGUCCUCGAGUUCAAGCUUUCAGAACAGAAACCUGAGCCAGACGGGCAGCAUCAAGAUGAGCACUUGACAGAGAAGAGGGAUCUCCUGGACAUGUUCAGAAGGAAGCUGGAUGUAGAGAAGGAAAAACACCAUAAUUGCAUGCAAGAAACACAAAGAGUCACAUUGAAUGGGAUUCAGACUGGGUUUUCUUCGGUUUUCGAGUCCUUGACAGAGUUCUGCAAGGCUUCUCUGAAAAUGUACAAUGACCUUGUGAACUACAGUGAGAAUGCUGAAAAAGCUGGGAACCCAUCAUAUAUAGAGGGAGGAUCCCAGGUUGAAGAAGAGGAUGGAAGCAGGUAACACUAGGAAAUUGUACAUUAGAUUGUGUUGAAGCAACUUGCUGAGACACAUUUAUUUAUAAUUCUAGCAGGGUUUCUUUUCCACAAGCCGCUUAUUGUUUAUCAUCAAUAGAUGUAAUGUUUGCCCAGUUUUGUUGCAAAACCUGUAAAAUUUCCCAGUUUCUGAAACUUUCUUUGGAAAAAUGCCCGAGAAAUGUUGAACGGGAGGGAAAAUUCAGGUGGGUGAUCCUUGUAAGUAGUGGUUUUUGGUGUUGAAUAGAAGAGAGUUUCAUUAAGUAUUUGAUUGA
Vitis riparia (riverbank grape) is the source of this 3204-nucleotide messenger RNA. RefSeq names its product protein ALTERED PHOSPHATE STARVATION RESPONSE 1-like. The transcript is spliced from 4 exons. The record is from RefSeq and is a predicted model, not a curated record. The coding region runs from base 738 to 2918 and encodes 726 amino acids. NCBI's taxonomy places the organism in Eukaryota, Viridiplantae, Streptophyta, Magnoliopsida, Vitales, Vitaceae.